CUUGAUAAACAAUGAUAACCUUUUGUUAUAAAUAACGCGUAAUUUCUUAACAACAUGCAGUCAUCUCUGGGGUCAUCUCUCAAUUAUAUCCCGAAGAUUUGUAGCGUGUCAAAAUAAUUUUUGGAAGUAAGGUCUGCAACUAAUUCCGUCUUCGAGUGAGAUCCGUGAUAAACGGACUGGCCGGGUGUGCGGCAGACAAACAGCAGAGUGACAUACCUAGGACCUAGAUAACUAGGUAUUUACUUAUCUUAAAAACAAAAAGAAAUACCUACAUAAGUAAAAAUGUUAGUACGAAGGAGUCUACUGCUAUACGUGUGGAUGAGCUUAUUGGCUGUUAGCUUGAGCGAAGUAGCCGAGCAGGUGUUAGCUGAAAACCCAUGUACGAGUAAGAAGAUUUGUAGCGAUUGUAUGCAAACGCCGUCAUGUGCAUGGUGCUUCGCCCAGGACUAUAACGGACCCCGAUGUUUCAACCCCUCGAUCGAAGGCGGCACCGCAGGCUGCGAUGAAUCUUACGUAUUCAAUCCAGACAACCAGCAGUCAAUCGAUCCUAUGUACAACCGAGAAUUAACGAGAGCAAAGGGUCAAAUGGGUACUGGAAUGGAAUCUUCCUACUACGAAGAGUCGAUGAGUAGCAGCAAUAGUAGCAGUAGCAGCAGUAGUAGCAGUAACAGCAGUAGCGGUGUCAAAGGCGGAGCGUACGGAGCCGCAGAAGGCGAGAACGUCUUACAAAUCAGACCGCAGAGAGUGACGUUACAGUUGCGAAUGAAGCAGAUGCUAAAAAUGUCGUUCUCAUAUGCGCAAGCCCAAAACUUAUUGCCAGUUGGCGACGACUUGGACAACAUGUUAAACAUCAUACGCGAGCAGUACAAUAAAAUAAUCACGUCAGUGGAGAUGAAAGAUACGUCGAGUGAUGCGCUGCAAAUAUCGUACUACUCAUCGUGUCUAGGCAGCAAGGACACUGUUGUGCAGACAAACAAAUGUGAUGGACUUAAGGUAAAUGAUGUGGUUGAAUUCACCGCUGCGAUCACUUUGAAAGAGUGUCCCAAAGAUCCAAGAAAAUGGAAGCAAAGUUUUGCCAUUUACCCCGUCCCCAGCGGGGCGUUUGACAGCAUCAAUGUAGAAGUUGAAAUGCGGUGUGACUGCCCUUGCGAGCAUCCUGGACAUCAUGCGUACGAUGGCCGUCCCGAAGUUUGCAACGGUCACGGAAUCUCAGAGUGUGGCGUGUGUGUUUGCAAGCCCGGUUACUUCGGCAAUUAUUGCGAGUGCUACACGGACGGCGAAGUACCAUUGGAACCUGAGAGCGGCUGCCGGCCGACCAACGCCACUUCCGGCCCGCUGUGCUCCGACCGCGGCACUUGCGUCUGUGGCGCUUGCGCGUGCAAUAUAAUGGAGGAUCGACUUCAGGUGAUAUCGGGUCAGUUCUGCGAGUGCGACAACUUCUCGUGCGAUAUGAAUAAGGGCCGGCUCUGCUCGGGGCCGGACCACGGCGAGUGUGUUUGUGGCAAGUGCAGCUGCCGACCCGGGUUCACCGGACCCGCCUGUAACUAGAGGAAGAACCAGAAGCCUUAUAAUUUAUCCCCUAAUAAGAAUAACACGUGAUAUCGGGGCUGGACAAUGGCGAGUGUGUUUGUGGCAAGUGCAGUUGUCAGCCCGAGUUUCACCUGAGUUCACCAGGCUCGCCUGCAAAAUUGACUGUAUCGAUUUAAAUAAAGGUUUUUUUAAAUUUA
Maniola jurtina (meadow brown) is the source of this 1727-nucleotide messenger RNA. RefSeq names its product integrin beta-PS-like. The record is from RefSeq and is a predicted model, not a curated record. Gene Ontology annotation, biological process: cell adhesion mediated by integrin; cell-matrix adhesion; integrin-mediated signaling pathway. The coding region runs from base 283 to 1548 and encodes 421 amino acids. Gene Ontology annotation, molecular function: integrin binding. Lineage: Eukaryota; Metazoa; Arthropoda; Insecta; Lepidoptera; Nymphalidae. Gene Ontology annotation, cellular component: cell surface; focal adhesion; integrin complex. The transcript is spliced from 9 exons.